This is a messenger RNA of Bufo gargarizans (Asiatic toad), 1833 nucleotides long. It is a transcript of the gene LUC7L, whose product is annotated as LUC7 like. NCBI's taxonomy places the organism in Eukaryota, Metazoa, Chordata, Amphibia, Anura, Bufonidae. Gene Ontology annotation, cellular component: U1 snRNP; U2-type prespliceosome. The transcript is spliced from 9 exons. Gene Ontology annotation, molecular function: mRNA binding. Bases 94 to 1041 code for a protein of 315 amino acids. Gene Ontology annotation, biological process: mRNA splice site recognition. The record is from RefSeq and is a predicted model, not a curated record.
CCUCCGCUGAGGGUCGCCUGACUGGUUUGUGGGAGGAUAGUCGUCAGCGAGAGGGAAGUGUGCCCUGGCCGGAGAAGGCGCUCAGCAGCAACCAUGUCGGCUCAGGCCCAGAUGAGAGCCCUGCUGGACCAGCUUAUGGGCACGGCGCGGGACGGGGACGAGACUCGGCAGCGAGUAAAGUUUACAGAUGAUCGUGUCUGCAAAAGUCAUCUCCUGGACUGCUGUCCUCAUGAUAUUCUUGCUGGAACGAGGAUGGAUUUGGGUGAGUGCACCAAGAUUCAUGACUUGGCACUGAGGGCCGAUUAUGAAAUUGCAAGUAAAGAAAAAGAUCUGUUCUUUGAGCUUGAUGCUGUGGAUCAUUUGGAGUCCUUCAUUGCUGAGUGUGAUAGAAGAACCGAACUCGCAAAGAAGCGCCUUGCUGAAACUCAGGAGGAAAUUAGUGCAGAAGUUGCUGUAAAGGCAGAGAAAGUUCAUGAGUUGAAUGAAGAGAUUGGAAAAUUGUUGGCAAAAGCAGAACAACUAGGAGCUGAAGGGAAUGUUGAUGAAUCACAAAGAAUUCUAAUGGAGAUGGAGAGAGUCAAGGCCCGGAAACGAGAGGCGGAGGAUGAAUACCGCAAUUCGAUGCCUGCAUCCAGUUUUCAACAGCAGAAACUGCGGGUUUGUGAAGUGUGCUCUGCGUACCUUGGAUUACAUGACAACGAUCGGAGACUUGCAGAUCACUUUGGGGGGAAGUUGCAUUUAGGCUUUAUUCUCAUCCGAGAGAAACUUGAGCAAAUGAGAAAAACUGUUGCAAGCAAGCAGGAAAAACGAAACCAGGAACGCUUGCGGAGACGAGAGGAACGAGAAGAACGAGACCGAGAAGAGCGAGCAGGAAAGCGGUCGCGGUCCAAAGACAGGAGGAGACGAAGAUCGCGAUCAUCUUCUCGUGACAAACGAAGAUCAAGGUCAAGGGACCGACACAGGCAUCAUCGUAGUCGCUCAGGAAGUCGGAACAAAAGUCACCAUGGCAGUUCACGUGAUAGGGAGCGUUCAAGAAAAUAACUACUAUGAAGCAGCUUAAAUAGAUCUGCUGGAAUGACACAACUACGUUUCAGUCAUGAAGUCUGAUUUUGCAUAUGGGGAACUUGCAGUACUUCAAAUAACAUUCUUUGUGUUGUAUUUUUAAGUAAUCGAGCAAUGUUCUAUAAAUGAUAAUAAAGCUUUUUUCUUACUGAAAACUCACAUUUGAUAAACUUAAUUUUUUAUUUUUAUUUUCAAAAUAGCGAUGUUACUCAAUGCAAUUCUGCUUUUCUUUCGAUUUUGAAAAUAGUUGGAAGAUAAUUAAAGCAUUCGUUUAGCCCACAGGGUUUGUUCAUCGUGGUUGUGCUUUUUAUUUUAGGUGCUGUAAAUAGGAGUAUAUGAUACCAAACAACUGCUAUAUGAAGAUAAGCCUAUUAUCUUGCUACAUUCUAGUUAUAUUUGAUCAUCAGUUCAUCUGUAUCAACAUUUUCUAUGUAUGCUAGAUGGAUUAACAAGUUCAUGUGUUGCUAUAUUGUAUUAGAAGACUCAGAACAUUGGAACUGGCUAAAAAACACCUAUCCACUUGGCCCUGGUGUUUAUAACGCUACAUUGCAAAUAUUAGAAUGGCUAUCAGAACAAAUUGAUAGGAUGUGUCAAAUCUUUUUACUCACUUUUGGUUUACACUUUACAAGUAGUAUUGAGAAUAUAGAUUGUGUUCACCAAAGCUAGAUAAUAUGGAUCAAAACUGUUUGUAUACUCUGUGGUUAAUCCUAUGUAGACUCAACUGUUGGCUUGGCAAAUAAAACAAGAAAAAUACUUUUUACUCAGUACAAA